This is a messenger RNA of Blastomyces gilchristii SLH14081, 588 nucleotides long. RefSeq lists its product as uncharacterized. The transcript is spliced from 3 exons. The record is from RefSeq and is a predicted model, not a curated record. Lineage: Eukaryota; Fungi; Ascomycota; Eurotiomycetes; Onygenales; Ajellomycetaceae. Bases 1 to 588 code for a protein of 195 amino acids.
AUGGCAAGCACAUCAUACACAACACCAGCGGCUCAUUCACAUGCUUCGGGGCCAUGGGAUACUAGUGCCAGGUCAGCUACAGACCCACUAAAGGACGAGGUCAAGCUACAAUUUGGCGGCGGGGUUUGUUGGCUAUGUGAAGGCCCUUACCCUUCCCUUAUACAGGUGGAAGUUGCCCACAAUGUCCAUGCGAGUAUCGAAGCUACCGUGGCCCAUCGAUGGCAGGCAAUGGGGAUCCUUCCCCAGGUCUUUUAUCGAGCUCAUCUAAAACACAUGAUGCGCCUUUGCAUCACCUGCCAUGGGUAUGACGACCCGUAUCCCAUUUGGGCUAUACUCCCAGAGACCGGGAAUGAACUGGUCUCCAUUCCCCAAGCCGUUCCGCGGAUAUCCACAGACUCUAGUUUUGAAGGCGCUUCGCGGUUGCCUUUCCCCCCAAUGGUACGCGAGCCUAUCGUAGAAGAUCAUGAACUCAUAAUAGAUGCGGGAAUGCCUCCGGAAGUUCGGAAUCAAAUCAACGAUUUGAUGCAGCUCGGGAGCCGUCCAGAUCCAACGCCGCGAAGGCGGAGGCAAAAGGAAGUGAAAUACUGA